Caenorhabditis remanei is the source of this 1422-nucleotide messenger RNA. RefSeq lists its product as uncharacterized. NCBI's taxonomy places the organism in Eukaryota, Metazoa, Nematoda, Chromadorea, Rhabditida, Rhabditidae. The record is from RefSeq and is a predicted model, not a curated record. The transcript has 3 exons. Bases 1 to 1422 code for a protein of 473 amino acids. Gene Ontology annotation, molecular function: metallodipeptidase activity. Gene Ontology annotation, biological process: proteolysis.
AUGACUGUCGACUUGACCAACGUCUUCCAACAAAUCGACGGAGAUUAUGAAAAUCUCAAAGAAUUACUUCGGGAGGCCGUCGCAAUUCAAAGUGUCUCCGGGGACCCAUCGAAACGCGACGAGACGAUUCGUAUGGUUCAUUGGAUGAAGGAGAAGUUGGAAGCGAUUGGGACGGUUUGCGAACUCGCAGACUUGGGAACCCAAGAGUUGGAGGGAAAGACUGACAAGUUGCCACCUGUUUUAUUGGGAACACUCGGAACUGACAAGAAUAAGAAGACUCUUCUGGUUUAUGGACAUUUGGAUGUCCAACCUGCCGCCAAAUCCGAUGGAUGGGACACAGAACCAUUCGAGCUCGUCGAGAAAGACGGAAAACUGUUUGGACGUGGAUCUUCUGAUGACAAAGGACCCGUUCUUUGCUGGCUUCACGCUAUCCGCGCAGCACAGAAUAACAAUAUCGAGCUCCCAGUUAACGUGAAGUUCUGUUUCGAAGGAAUGGAAGAGUCAGGAUCCGUCGGUCUUCCAGAACUAUUGGAACGUGAGAAAAAUCGAUUUUUGGCUGGUGUCGACUUUGUUUGCAUUUCUGACAGUUACUGGCUUGGAACAAAGAAGCCAUGCUUAACCUAUGGACUUCGUGGUAUUUGCUCGUUCUUCGUUGAGGUCACUGGAAUCAAACAGGAUCUUCAUUCUGGAGUUUUCGGAGGAGUAAUCCAUGAACCAUUGCAAGAUUUGAUGUGGGUGAUGGCACAAUUGACAACUGUUGAUAAUCGAAUUAAGAUUCCAGGACUCUACGAUCAAGUCGCUCCACUCUCCGCAGCCGAAGAAAAGACUUACGAUGACAUCGAAUUCGACGUCGCUGAAUUCAGAGACAGCGUCGGAGCCGCCCAUCUCCCCACCGAAGACAAGAAGACGUUGUUGCUCCGUAGAUGGCGUGAGCCUUCUCUCGCUUUCCACGGGAUUGAAGGAGCCUUCUACGGACCUGGAGAGAAGACUGUCAUCCCAUCGAAAGUCAUCGGAAAGUUCUCGAUUCGUAUUGUGCCAGAUAUGGACCCAGAGGAAGUCAAUCGUCGUACAGUCGAAUAUCUCAACAAAGUUUGGGCGGAACGUGGAUCGCCGAACAUCUUCAAGCCACGUCCAGGUCACAGUGCAAAGCCAUGGGUUGUCGACGUCAAUGACUCGAACUUCUUGGCGGGAGCCCGCGCGAUGAAGAGAGUUCACGGAGUUGAGCCGGAUAGAAUUCGUGAGGGAUGCUCUAUUCCAAUCACAUUGACAUUCCAAGAGCUCACCGGAAAGAGUGUUCUUCUUUUGCCACUUGGCGCUGCUGAUGAUAUGGCUCACUCGCAGAAUGAGAAGAACAACAAAUGGAAUUAUGUGGAGGGAGUCAAGACGUUGUUGGCGUACAUCAUGGAGUUGGGAAGCGCAUAA